AUGUCAAAUUCAGCAGCUGUUCUGAGCAGAGUGUUGGCAGUGUUUGGCCUGUCUCUGCUGCUAGGUGCCUCUCUCCUGCUUACGACGCAGUGGGCAAUUGCGUCCUUCAGACCCACCCUAGUUGAGAUCGACAACUUGAAGCAUAAGCUGUCGAUAGCUCGUCCCAAGAGAGCCCAAGAUCACGCACUUCAUAGGCAGGGCCUCCCACGUCAGACGAGAGGAGCUGGGAACAAUUGGCAUGCAGCCGUCGAGGACGUUCAGCCGCCAGAGCAAUGGCUUGAAAACCCAACUCAGCAAACGUACAGCCAACAUUCAGCUUUUGACGGUGAUCUACGAAGGAACAGAUCAAUCAGCCAGCCUUCCAGUACAGAUCUGGAGGUGCAGCAUAGUCAGCAGGGUUCUCACAAAGGCAACGACACUGCAGAGGCCGCCCCCAGAACCCAAGCUCUGUCAGCCAAUGAGACAGAUCGAUGCAGAACAGUUCUUGGCGACUGGUGCCAGCAUGCACUGCGACAGCAUGCUGUGCUUCCAAGAAAGCAGCCCCCCAGCAGCAACCUGUCAUGCCAUGCAGACUGCAAUGGCGUGGGCAAUUGCAACGCCAUCACGGGCACCUGUGACUGCCCGGCAGGUUGGAAGGGAGUGGGCUGCUUGGAGCGCGACCCACGCCCAUGCACUGACAGAUAUCGAAGGUACGCUUCUGUGUUGUUGGCACAGCAGGGCCAGAUACUCAGUUAUUUUGGAGCUUCCACGGCUGGUUUGUUGUCAGGUGUGUGCGAUGAUGACAUUGCCGCCUGUUACUGCAACGGGACAAAUGCAAGGCUACCUUCUUACACUGGCACAGGGCCUCACAGUUACCCACCAGCAAGGCAAGGGCGGCCGAUGGGCCUGCACUGUCAGCCCAACAAGGGUGAUGAUGGCAAGGCCUUGCACUGGGGCCAGCAUGAACCCAGCAAGCUCUUUGAUCCGGACACUGGUUGGUGUGAGGCAGCAACCCCUUUCACCAGGUGUGAUUGCUUCCUGGACGGCAUGGGCGGCGACUACUGCGACCAGCCGCACGAGCAGACCUGCAUCAACCAGUGCAGCGGGCGCGGUGUCUGUUACUUGGGCUUCUGCAAGUGCGACCCCGGCUGGUUCGGCCACGACUGUGCCAACCGUGUGGCAGGCCUGCCAGCCUCAGACGGUGAGAUCUUUUCAUGCCCUAAAACAUUGGUACCUGAACAGUGCAUGAGCGGCUGCAGAGUGGUGGGGCUUGGCAAUGCAGGGGUGAAUUUGACAGAGAAGCCAUGGCUGCGGGAGGUGCUUCCAGCUGCCGAGCAGCUACAGGAGCGCAGGCGGCCCCUCAUCUAUGUGUAUGACCUGCCCGCCGAGUUCAACAGCCGCAUGCUGCAGUACCGCCUCAACAAGCGUGAGUGCGUGUGGCGCCUGUUCAAGGACAACAACGAGUCAUACAUCAACUCCUGGACCUAUGGCAUCGAGAGCGCCUUCCACGAGCGCCUCCUGCAGGCACUCUCUAGCGAGCACCGCACGCUGGAUCCGGAGGAGGCGGAUUUCUUUUUCAUGCCGGUGUACACGUCGUGUUUCCUGCACCCGGUGUGGGGCUACGUGGACCACCCCUGGUACUAUGGACCCACCAUCGACUGCCGCCGCGACGGCGACAUGCAGAUCUGCCAAACCGGAGCCAAUCGGGUGAUGCAGGCGAUGUUCAUGCUGUUGGAGGCGCAGAAGUGGGUGGAGGUGAACCACCCCUGGUGGCGGCGCAAGGGCGGCAGAGACCACAUCUGGCUGAUCACGCAUGAUGAGGGCUCCUGCUGGGCGCCAAAGGAGAUCAGGCUAUCCAUCAUCCUUUCCCACUGGGGGCGCAAGGAUGUGAACCACACAUCCAACUCGGCCUUUAAGCCCUGGGACAACUACACUCAGGAGGUGAUCCACCCCGAGUGGUGGCCAGAAGGGUACACCCACCACAUCAAAGGCCACGCCUGCUACGACCCAAUAAAGGAUUUGAUCAUCCCAAACCUGAAGCAUCCGGCGGAAUUUGCCAAUUUCUCCCCGCUGGUGGGUCACCCGCAGCCGCCGCGGGACAUCCUCUUCCUGUUCAGGGGAGAUGUCGGCAAGCACCGCCUGCCCCACUACAGCCGGGGCAUCCGGCAGCGGCUGUUUGCGCUGGCUCAGGAGCACGACUGGGCCGGCCGCCACGCCAUCCUCAUUGGCGACCGAGAUGACGUCGCCGGUGACUACAGCGAAUUACUCACCCGCUCCAAGUUCUGCCUCGUCGCCCCAGGCGACGGAUUUUCGCCACGGGCGGAGGAUGCGAUCCUGCACGGCUGCGUGCCGGUGGUGGUUAUGGAUGAAGUGGACCCCGUGUUCUCUUCUAUCCUCGACUGGAGCGCCUUCUCCCUCCGCAUCGCUGAGGCGGACAUAGAGCAGCUGCCGCAGAUCCUGCUGGCUGUUCCAGAGGCGCGGCUGCAGGCGAUGCAGCGUUCCCUGCGCAACGUGUGGCAGCGCUUCAAGUGGAGCUCGCUGCCGAUCUUCAGGAGGAUUGUGCGCGAUAUCUACAAUUCGAAUUUGAAUUCGGUGCUUGACAUGUCUGCAGAGGCGUGCUGCGAGGACCCUGCCAGAGAGGAUGCGUUUGCGACCGUCAUGCAGUGGCUGGCGCACAGGUCUGCGGCACUGGGCCCCGCCGCAAUGGGCACCAACUGA
Molecule: messenger RNA, 2697 nt
Organism: Coccomyxa subellipsoidea C-169
Lineage: Eukaryota; Viridiplantae; Chlorophyta; Trebouxiophyceae; Coccomyxaceae
Product: exostosin-domain-containing protein
Exons: 16
Coding region: 1-2697 (898 amino acids)
Molecular function (GO): glycosyltransferase activity
Source: RefSeq, a predicted model, not a curated record